GAGCUGCAGUUUGAGCGGCUGACGCGGGAGCUGGAGGAGGAGCGGCAGAUCGUGGCCAGCCAGCUGGAGAGGUGCAUGCUGGGAGCGGAGUCGCCGGCGGGAGACAGCAGCAGCUCAUCAGAGAAGUCAUUUGCAUGGAGAUCUGCAGGUGGAGAGUCGCAGGGCGGAGCCAUGGAGGCGUCUGGACGCCACCUGGAGGCGGAAGAGGGACUCUAUCUGCCGGAACAGGACCGCGCCUCCCUGCAUGACAGUGAGGACUCAGGAGGUCACUCGGCCCAGAUGACCACGUACUCAGACAGCGGAUACCAGGACAGCAGCGUUAGUUACUACAGCAACCAGAACGUGGUGCGUUCGGAGCCCCGGGCCUCGAUAUCGAGAAGCCCAAGAGCUGAGGGUCAAGCCUCCGGGCAGGCGUCCAGCCGGGUGUUGCGGAGGAUGGCCUCCCUCCCCUCCAGGAGCCAGUCUCCUGGCUGUGGCACUGCUGGCACUGUGUCGCCCUCCCGCAUCUCCCUGCGAACAUCCCAAGGCAGCACCUACGACUCGCCCAUCCUGUCUGAGCCCAAACCUCUGGCUGCCGUGUUCGCCGGCACCACCAUGCCGCCCUCCUGCCCUUCACCAACCUCCCCGACCGGUGGCACACAGGCCCUGGGUGGUGGGGGAUUAGGCGUCUUAGGAGGAGGAGGCAUUGGUGGGCGCCUGGGCUCCACCCUCUCUCUGGUGGAGGGGAGGGGUUUGACGGGGUCCCCGCUGCGUUCAGGGAUGAUGGCGGUGCCGCAGCACUACGGCUCCACGCUGCCCAGACAGAGCCAGCCGCUGGCCUACGGAGCUGACCCAUACGGGCUGUACCAGAGGAGCGCACUGCCCCGCCCCGACAGCCUCAUAG
Paralichthys olivaceus (Japanese flounder) is the source of this 883-nucleotide messenger RNA. NCBI's taxonomy places the organism in Eukaryota, Metazoa, Chordata, Actinopteri, Pleuronectiformes, Paralichthyidae. The record is from RefSeq and is a predicted model, not a curated record.